AGUAGUUGAAAAUACAAACCAACUUCAUUUCUAUAUCACAUAUCAUAAACCCACCAAAACCCACUUUCAAAAUCCCAUAAAUUUCCAUAAAGAUCAAAUCUUUGGAAAAUAUAACAUAUGUAAUGACACAAAUGGUGGUUUGUGGCGGCGGCGGAGAUGGCGGCGUUUGUGGCGGCGCAAGAAAAAUGGGCUGUUCUUCAAAUUCAAAACAAGAACCUGAAAAUAAUAAUAAUAAUAAUCAAAUGUCUUUGAUUGAGUUGAUAAUAGCAGUUUUGAAGAAAACAAUGUCUGCUUGUAGAUUUGAUGAUGAUCAAGAAACAAAGUUUAAGAAAAUGGAAAUUGGUUGGCCAACUGAUGUACAACAUUUGACCCAUGUUACAUUUGACAGGUUUCAUGGUUUUUUAGGUCUUCCUGUUGAAUUUCAAGUUGAUGUUCCUAGUAGAGUCCCAAGUGCCAGUGUUAGUGUUUUUGGCGUGUCAGCAGAGUCGAUGCAGUGUUCUUACGAUUCAAGAGGCAAUAGUGUCCCAACUAUUCUACUGCUCAUGCAGAAACGAUUAUAUGAUCAAGGUGGUCUAAAGGCUGAAGGCAUAUUCCGUAUAAACCCCGAGAACAGCCACGAGGAGCAGGUGCGGGACCAGCUCAACCGAGGCAUGGUGCCUGAAAACAUUGAGGUUCAUUGUCUUGCGGGCUUAAUUAAAGCUUGGUUCCGGGAGCUUCCAUGUGGUGUCCUUGAUGGGCUUUCUCCUGAUGAGGUUCUGCAGUGUAACACAGAAGAGGAGCGGGUUGAGCUCGUGAAACAGCUAAAACCCACUGAGACAGCAUUGCUUAAUUGGGCUAUCGAUCUUAUGUCUGAUGUUGCAGAACAGGAAGAUUUCAAUAAAAUGAACGCCAGAAAUAUCGCCAUGGUUUUUGCCCCGAAUAUGACUCAGAUGUCGGAUCCAUUGACAGCUCUAAUGCACGCUGUACAAGUGAUGAACUUGCUCAAGUCCUUAAUUGGAAAAACACUAAGAGAACGUGAAGAGACCAUCACCACAGAUGGAGGUUUCGCACCCGCAUGGGGUCCACUAACCGACGAUGAAUUCAACCAUCCAGAAGAUAUGCAGUCUAGUUGUGAACUAAGAAUAGAGGUAUCAUCUGAAGAUGAAGAACUAGCUGAACAUAACUGUAACGAAGUUGAAUCACUUAGCGAGAUGGAAGAAAGUUUCUUGAAACAGAUAGAAAAGAACAAAAAUGCCAAAGACCGUUUCAAGAAAGAAUUGGAUGAUUUGGUAACUGAACGUUUUAGUCCAACUAGCAGAAUUGUUUACAAAGAGGAUCCACCUGCCGAUAUUGAUGGGUUCAGUGUGGAGUCUAAAGAAACUGAAACCAGCCUAAAGAUUGUAGGUCAACAUGAACGAAUUUCAGGACUGCCUAAUUCUUAAAAACUGUUUGAAAAUCAUUGCACAAAUCCUCAAUAUCGAACUUGCCUGUUGUAUGUGAAGUAACUUUUUAAUCAUCUUUUCUCAACUUUGUAAAAUAAUAAUGUUUGUUUUAUGUGAACUUGUCUAACCCGUGUUAACGUAA
Messenger RNA from Erigeron canadensis, 1563 nucleotides. RefSeq names its product rho GTPase-activating protein 2-like. Bases 123 to 1421 code for a protein of 432 amino acids. Gene Ontology annotation, molecular function: GTPase activator activity. The record is from RefSeq and is a predicted model, not a curated record. Gene Ontology annotation, biological process: signal transduction. The transcript has 4 exons. NCBI's taxonomy places the organism in Eukaryota, Viridiplantae, Streptophyta, Magnoliopsida, Asterales, Asteraceae.